This is a messenger RNA of Hemicordylus capensis (graceful crag lizard), 7665 nucleotides long. It is a transcript of the gene SLC9A6, whose product is annotated as solute carrier family 9 member A6. Gene Ontology annotation, biological process: proton transmembrane transport; sodium ion transport; regulation of pH. Gene Ontology annotation, cellular component: membrane; recycling endosome. Gene Ontology annotation, molecular function: sodium:proton antiporter activity. The coding region runs from base 119 to 2212 and encodes 697 amino acids. The record is from RefSeq and is a predicted model, not a curated record. NCBI's taxonomy places the organism in Eukaryota, Metazoa, Chordata, Lepidosauria, Squamata, Cordylidae. The transcript is spliced from 16 exons.
GCCAGCGCGCCCCACCUCUCCACGGCCCGGGAGUGGCGCCGCCCCAGUCCUGGCCCUGGGCAGCGGAGGAGGAGCAGCAGCAGCAGCGGCGGCAUUGGACAGCCGGUGCGCGCGAACCAUGGCCGUCCCGGCCCAGCUGCGGCGGUGCCGGGGGGUCCCCGGGGUUCCCCGGCAGCGGCUCCUGGGGCUGCUCCUGCUGGCGAUGCUGGGGCUGGACCUCUGGGCAGCAGGGGCGCAGGCGGAGUCCCGUGCCCAGGGGGCCCUGGAGGAGGAGAUCGUGUCCGAGAAGGCGGCCGAAGCCAGCCACCGGCAGGACAGCGCCAACCUGCUCAUCUUCAUCCUCCUGCUCACCCUCACCAUCCUCACCAUCUGGCUCUUCAAGCACCGCCGGGCGCGCUUCCUCCACGAGACCGGCCUGGCCAUGAUCUACGGUGUCCUGGUGGGCGUCGUCCUCCGCUACGGCAUCCACGUCCCCAGUGAUGUCAACAACGUGACCCUCAGCUGUUCCAUGCAAACUAGUCCUGCCACUCUGUUGGUCAACCUCAGUGGGAAGUUCUACGAAUACACCCUGAAGGGGGAAAUCAGCUCCAACGAACUGAAUAAUGUUCAGGAUAACGAGAUGCUCAGAAAGGUGACAUUUGAUCCAGAAGUGUUUUUCAACAUCUUACUCCCUCCCAUUAUAUUCUACGCAGGAUACAGCUUAAAAAGGCGGCACUUCUUCCGAAAUCUGGGGUCCAUCCUGGCGUAUGCAUUUCUUGGAACGGUGAUCUCCUGUUUUAUGAUCGGAUCCCUCAUGUAUGGCUGUGUGGCACUGAUGAAAGUGACGGGGCAACUUAAAGGCGAUUUCUACUUCACUGACUGUCUGUUGUUUGGUGCUAUUGCAUCGGCUACCGAUCCAGUAACCGUGCUUGCCAUUUUCCACGAGCUUCAAGUCGAUGUGGAGCUCUAUGCCCUACUCUUCGGCGAAAGUGUCCUCAACGAUGCUGUUGCCAUUGUGUUGUCUUCUUCGAUUGUAGCCUACCAACCAGCAGGAGACAACAGCCACACCUUUGAUGUCACCGCGAUGUUCAAGUCCAUAGGGACUUUCCUGGGAAUAUUCAGUGGGUCGUUUGCCAUGGGGGCCGUGACUGGAGUUGUCACUGCCUUGGUCACCAAGUUCACAAAACUCCGUGAAUUCCAGUUGCUGGAAACAGGCUUGUUUUUCUUGAUGUCUUGGAGCACGUUUCUGUUGGCGGAAGCUUGCGGCUUUACAGGCGUUGUGGCAGUAUUGUUCUGUGGGAUCACACAGGCUCACUAUACUUACAACAACUUGUCCACAGAAUCCCAGCACAGAACUAAACAGCUAUUUGAACUUCUCAAUUUCUUGGCUGAGAACUUCAUCUUCUCCUACAUGGGUCUUACGCUGUUCACCUUCCAGAAUCACGAGUUUAACACAACAUUUGUAGUGGGAGCUUUUCUGGCAGUAUUCCUGGGGAGAGCUGCGAACAUUUAUCCUCUCUCUUUCCUGCUUAAUCUGGGGAGAAGAAACAAGAUUGGGACGAAUUUUCAGCACAUGAUGAUGUUUGCGGGCCUGCGAGGAGCAAUGGCCUUUGCCUUGGCCAUCCGGGACACGGCCACCUAUGCGCGACGGAUGAUGUUCAGCACGACGCUCUUGAUAGUGUUUUUCACCGUCUGGGUGUUUGGCGGGGGCACCACAGCCAUGCUUUCGUGCCUGCAUAUUAGGGUUGGUGUUGAUGCAGAUCAGGAGAAUUUGGGCGUGCCGGAGAACGAAAGGAGAAGUACCAAAGCAGAAAGCGCUUGGCUGUUCCGGUUGUGGUACAACUUUGAUCACAACUACCUGAAGCCUCUCUUAACGCAUAGUGGCCCCCCUCUCACGGCCACACUCCCCAGCUGCUGUGGGCCGAUCGCUAGGUGUCUAACAAGCCCACAGGCCUAUGAGAAUCAGGAGCAGCUGAAAGACGAUGAUUCAGACCUUAUUUUGAACGACGGUGACAUCAGCUUGACGUACGGGGAUUCCACCGUGAACACCGAUUCCAUGACAUCCGGUACAUCUCGAAGGGUGGCAGGAAAUGGUUCCGAGGACGCUCUGGACCAAGAGCUUGCCUUUGGGGACCACGAACUUGUCAUUCGGGGGACACGCUUAGUUCUCCCUAUGGAUGACUCGGAACCCCCUUCCAACGUAGUCGAUAAUGCCAGGCACGGCCCAGCAUAAAUAAGAUCUGUUGCGGGAUUUGACUGGUGGUUUAAAAAAAAAAAAAAAAAUCUGCAUACAGUCGUCAAGAAAAAUGUACUACCUACAACAAAAACCUACUGCAUGUCUCAGAAUGUCUAAGCUGUAUAAAUAUUAUUUAUUUAUAUGGUGUCAGGAGAACAUAACUAUCCAUAUGAGACAACAUGUGAACAGCAAGCUGUUUAAUUUUUUUCUUAAGUUCAAAACGAAACAAAACUCGAAGACUGCGCUGUGUAGGGGUGGAACUGUCUUAGGACAAAAUUCUUCUGCGGGAAGGGGGGAAAGUGGGAUGAAAUACUGGCCGUAGCUCUCUUGACUACAGAGACAAACAGUUGGCUUUUCGGUUGGUUUCUACAGUUUGACAUAAUACUUAUCAGAGUCUGGAAAGGAGCUGGUGGAAUUGGCUUACUUGCUUCAUGUUUGCGAUGUAGGUAGCAAAAAAUCUUAGUUACUACUUGCGUGUGGGACUUGGAGCAGCGUGUCUGCCUUGGAAUCCUGAAAUGUUCUUUGAAGUGCAGCUCUAGGAUUUGGCAGAGUAGAUCUUGACAAAAUGGCCUUGAGGGCCGCUGUCUUUAUGCUACUAAACCUACAAUCCUCACUUGCAGUCAACGGAUGAUAAGCACUGAUGGGAAUUUAGUGUUCAGAUCCAGACGCCACUUAGGAAACUGAUGACUGGCUUGCUAAGAGGACCUUCUUUCAGUUGGUGUGGAAGGGUCACUAUUGUAAGGCCAGAAGAGAUGCUUCAGAAGCCAGGUAUCUUAAUUGUGUGCAUACUUGGGAGGCUUUCCCCCCAGUGUUCCUCUUGCCUUAUCCCUUAGGAUCAGGGUCAGGUUCUGAGUUAUGAAGCAGACAAAGCUGGCAGAAUUUGAUUCCUCGCAUUAAGCAGUGUUUCGUGAGCACUGACGGUGACUGUCACUUUCGUGACGGUGUGUGAAGACAUCAUGGGGUUCCCUUUAGCUAAGUGGCUGUACCUCCUUGGUAUGCCUGUGCUUUCUUCUGGUAUAAGUGCUAAGAUGAGCAGCUGGAGUUAGUCUUUUGCAGUUCCAUGCUGUGGACUCCAGCUGUUAAAACAGCACAUGUCAUGAUUUCCUCCGUGUGGGUUUUUAUAAGAGGCAUUUAGGAUACUUGGUGGUACCGAAAGGGAGUUGUCUGUCCGUCCAUCCUGUAUAGUUGCACUUUUGUUGGGUAACUCCCUUGCAUGCUUGUGUGUCGAUAAAGCAUCCUUGAUUUUUGUCCUUGCGUCUGUUUGUUGUUCAAUGAGAAAUAUAUUUGUAAACUGCCAUCGCUCCUUUACAAUUUUCUUGUUGCCUGAGGAAGAGCACUGAACAACUUGCUGUUAUUGCACUUUGUGUAUUCAGCUUUAUCCUGCUAUUUACCUUUUUCUUUUUAUGGCGCAGUGGGUGGUUUUGAGAAGGCGGGAAUUCGGAAUGUCUUGUUUCUUUCAGAGAAAACAGUUGCAGUAUGAAACCCUUCCAUGCACAACACCUAUCUUUCCUUUCAUACACCACCAUUGAUAGGUCUCCUCAGAGUCAGAGGUAUUGUGUGGCUGUUACCAGCAACAUAAUGCUCCCUUAACACACAAGCGUAAUCGCCCCAGAGAAUUCAGUUCAGUGUUCCUUGUAACAGGGAUCUCCAUAUGUUGUUGACUACAACUCCUAUCAUCCCCAGCUGCAGUGGCUUUUGGUUGGGGAUGAUGGGUGAUGUAGUCAACAUCAUCUGGGAAUCCCUGUUACUGGGAACACUGGCCCCAUCCCAGUUUGUCGCUGAGGAUAGUCUUUGAGAAGCAGUAUAUCUGCUGCUUCAGAUCCUUUGGUUUAGUUCCCUUGUUACUUUUCAGGGAGAAAUCUCAACCCAGAAUGGAUUUUUGGGCAUGCGCACCCGUCCUCCCUCUCCUAGCAAAAAGGAAAACAAUAAGAUAAUUGGGCUGUGCCGUGUUUUGAAUGAGGAAUUUUUAUGAUGGUCCUCCAUUCCCUCUGCAGCUGUGCAGGAUGGAGUGUAUUUAUUUGAAUGCAAGAGCCCUGCGACUUCCCAGGGUAGACACAGAGCUCUUGCAUCCAAAUAAAUACACGACAGUCCAGUUUGCUUGUUGCUUUCUUCCCGUGAUUAAGGGGUGGAACAAGUGAGAAGCUGCAUCUUGUAUUAAGUUCAGAUUUCUCCCCAGAAAAUAAGUGAAUAGACCCACUGUGGGUCGCCUUCUCAUGAAUAGGUCCUUGCCUUUAUUUGGUUAUUAGUUAUUUGGUGGUGGUUGUCCUUUUUCAGUGCUAAACAGGAGCCAAGGGAACACAUAUGCAAAAUACUAGGGAGUAAAGUUACAUUACAGCCAAGGAAACAAAUUACCUUUCCUUUAAAAAAAAAAAAAAAGUUUUAUGUUCUCAGGUCUGAACUUAUAUGCCUUAAGUAUACUUCAGUGCAAUUUUCAGUGGCCCCAGAAUAAUAGAUUCUUUCUUCCUUUCAAUGAGAAUUUCAUGUAAGCAUUAUGGGCACAGCCCGCCAAGAAUGUCUCUUGUGGUUUCCCACCGUGGUUUCCCACCCUGGUUUCCCAUUUGAAAGGAGCAACCCUGGUUUCCCAUUUGAAAGGAAAGGAGCAACCCUGGUUUCCCAUUUGAAAGGAAAGGAGCAACCCUGGUUCAUUUUAUGUGGCUUGUAUGAGAGAAGCAGGGUCUCCACUGCGCCCACAACAUGCCAGUUUCCAUUAUUGUCACAGGAAUUUGUUGUUUAGUGUCAGUAUGUCUUUUCUUUCUUUCCUGCUAUGCAGGAAUUCCAUGAAGUGUGUGCGUGUGUGUUUUAUAUGAUGUCUGUAUCUUAACAUCAGGUGGUUUUUUUUUUAAAAGUAGGAAAAUGUUCACAUGUUGAGGGUUUUUACAUUGCUUAAAUGUUAAUAAUAACUUCUUUUGUUUAUGGCUUUUCCAAACAAGAUGUAAUCUUUCCCCCACCUUUGUUUUUAAUUGUGUGCAAACCUGAUAACUAAUAUGUUUACAAAAUAUGCCCGGCUGAUACUGUAGAAUGUUUUAAAGCAAACAUACUAUACACAUCUGCUUCUAGUUAGAGCACACCCUUGGAUUCUUCAUGUCCUCUCAUCUAAACUGGGAAGUUGCCUACAACCAGUGGUGCUGUCCACUGAUUUAUAUAGAUGGCUGAAGACAGUGUUUCCCAACCAGGGUUCCUGCAGAUGCUGCUGAACUACAACUCCCAGCAUCCCCAGCCACAGUAAAUUUUAGCUGGGGAUGAUGGGAGUUGUAGUUCAGCAACAUCUGCAGGAACCCUGGUUGGGAACCACUGGUUUAUGACAGCAGUUCUUGGUCUCGGGCAUGCCUCCUCUUUCCCCCAUUCUUCCAGAGGAGAAAAUAACCCAGUGCAAGACUGGGUUUGCCCGUAGCAGGUUAAUCUCAACAUAGUGGCUGACAUUCUGCACAGCACUCUGCCAGUCCAAGAGUGGGGUGUGCACACCGGUUCCAUGUUAUUUCAAAGCCUGUCCACGCUGCUAGCAAGCACAGAGAGGCUUCGUGGCUACUAAGAAUGGCUUCGUCCCUGAAGGGACAGUUUCUCCAUCAUUCCCAAUGGGAGAAGCAUCAGUACAGCGGGAAUGUGAUUGUUAGUCGCUACGGAGCCUCUCUGCACUUGCUAGCAGCGUGGGCAGGUUUUGGAGUAGUACGGAACAUGUGCUCAUCCCGCUCUUGAAAUCGCUAGGGUGCUACGUGGCAUGUUGGCCAUUGUCAGUACUGGACUGAAAGAUGGGUACCAACAGAAAGUUCAGAGAGAUUCUGGAUGCAGCGUAACCCUGUAUAAGGCCGCACUCUACUGUCUGGAUGAGGAGAGGAGAGUAAAGGGCAUUCACAAGUCCAAACUUUCCCUCCCUUUUCCUACUGGCUUCAAAAACGUCAAUACAAAUAGAGCCUCCAUGGUUCUGCUUUGUUCUCGGUAGCUGCAACGAGACGGUUAGAUGCCGUUUGCUCCCCACCUUCCUGUGGCUCUAGUUGCCACUUGUUGAAACGGGAGCAGUUUGUUCAAGAGCAACACUUGGAAAUGUUACGUUCCCUUGUGCACGUGUCCGCAGUAACAUGCAUGCCAGGGACGAAGCAGGGGUGGCAUACAAAAGGCAGGCAGACCCGUCUCUGUCAUGCUGGUGUAUACCACCACAAGAGUUGUUCCAGGAGCCAUAUAUUACGUUGCCCAGAAGAGUUUCUCCCCAAUGUCACUUUUGCUUUGUGAGCAUAUCUGCUGAACUGAAAUUCCAUCCCUGAUGACCUCUUCCCUUUUUAAAAAUGUGCGUGAUUUCUAUGCUCCCCCUCUGUCUUUCAUACAUUCGCUUUGGGCGUGUCGACAUGCUGCUGUCGCUCCCAGGCUUUUGAUGCCGACGUUCAUUUUAACUCCCUAUUGAAUUAAUAAUCUUUGGUCAGGCCGGCUGUUUCGGUCCCAGAUCUUGUGUGUGAAUAAUAAUUUUUAAAAAGCCUUGUAACUUUGGAACUAAUUUAUAAAGGCAUCUACUGAAACCACCCAAGAGUCACCCAUGAUGUCCCAGAAAUAACUAACAGUAAAUAGUAUUGACUAAUUUCUUUGCUGUUACCGUAGAGGAGGGAUGUGCACGAACCUGGUCGGAGGCCCUUUUGUGGACCUCCGAACAGGUUUGAAGACGGGGGGGCGGGGCCUCACUUUAAGGGCGGGAGAGGGUACACUUACCUCUCCCCCCGGCGGCGCUUGUGUCGGUAAAAGCCGUCGGGACGGCAGUGUCCCUCCCUGCCUCCCCUUCCCCCUCUUCGGCCGGCUUUUACUGACCUUAAAGUGAGACCUCCCCCAACCCCUCUAGUCACCCCCGCCCGGUUCUGCGCACAUCCCUACCAUAGAGCGGUGUGGUCAACCUUGGCCCUGCACCUGCUGCUAGACGACAACUCCCAUCAUCCCAGCUGCAAUGGAUUGUAGACAGGGAUGAUGGGAGUUGUAGUUCAGCAACAUCUGGCUAGCCAAGGUUCCCUGCCCCUGCAAUAGAGCAUCCUUGUGGUUAACUUUAUCUGCGGGGUCUUGCACCCACAGUUCCAAAUGACCUCAUAUACAGCUGUGGGGAUUUAUUACCUCCUAGGUCCUGGAAUUUAUUACCUCCUAAGUCCCAGCAUGGGGCAAUGUCUGCCCCAUGGAUAUAAUCUUGACAAAGGUUUAGGAAAAUCCUUUCCUUGAAACAGUCUGUUCUGUACGUGGAACAGACGCUUACUUUUCUUGUCUCAAAAGACACUGCUAAGUAAAGUUCUGGUUUACUCUCGUUGCUGUUGGAAUUGUCUGUUUUUAUGGUAUUAACUGCUCUCUAGUUGUGAUGUUCUUGUGAUUAUAUUCUUAAUAAGCAUAAUUGCACCUUUUUUUUGUUUGACUAAAUCUUUUAUUGUAACUUGCACUGUGAAAAAAAAAAAAGAAUCAUGGGCCUAUAAAAAAUAAGUUUGUUUCUUUGA